GCUCGUCCUUAUAUUACUGGGUGCGGCCUCGCCGGCUCAGUCCAAGAUGGCGGAUCUCCUCGGUUCAAUUCUCAGCUCCAUGGAGCGGCCGCCGCAGGUCGGGGACCAGGAAUCCCGGCGGAAGGCCAAAGAACAAGCCGCCAGGCUGAAGAAACUGCAGGAGCACGAGAAGCGCCAGAAAGUGGAGUUCAGGAAAAGGAUGGAGACGCAGGUGUCGCAGUUCAUACAGGACAGCACUCAGACGAAGAAGAAGUUGGAAGCGAUGGGGAAGAUUGAGCGCAGCAUCGUGCACGAUGUUGUGGAAGUCGCCGGCCUGACGUCCUUUUCUUUCGGGGAGGAUGAGGAGAGUCGCUAUGUCAUGAUAUUCAAGAAGGAGUUUGCCCCGUCGGAUGAAGAGCUGGAGGCGUAUCGGCGGGGGGAGGAGUGGGACCCCACUAAGGCUGAAGAGAAGAAGAAACUCAAGGAGCUGGCGCUACGGGAGGCAGAAGCCGACGCCCAGAGAGCCCCGGCCAGAGUCAGUCCCGCCACAGACUAUAAGGACAAAUACAGCCAUCUGAUUGGCAAGGUUGCCGCCAAAGACGCCGCCCACACCCUGCAGGCCAACAAGGCUUAUGGCUGCGUUCCCGUCGCCAACAAGCGGGACACGCGCUCCAUCGAGGAGGCAAUGAACGAGAUCCGCGCCAAGAAGCGCCUGAAAAACGAAGAUGGCGACGCCGCGAGUGGCAGCUCCUGAGACCUUGCCCGCCGGGAUUAUUGCCACUCUGAGGAAACAUGGCCGCCGCUGUAUCCAGCCUGGGGGCUUCCUGUUUGUGCUCCGAUGGUUUUAUAAUUAUGUUUUCAUUUUAAUAUAUAUCUAUUGGGGGUGGGUGUGGCCUGGCAUGGGGGGGGCACCUACUGUCCCUGGCCAAUUGGGUCACGUGGGUCAGUCCGUUAUGUCAUUUUAAUCACUUUUUAUUUUUUUUCCUUUUAAUAUUACCCCCCCCUCCCAUGUACUAUGGGCUCGCCUGUGCGCCAGUGGCUAAUAGCCGUAAGGGGUGGGCACCAAGUCAUUGGGCACGCCCACAUCCUGGGGGGGGUAGAAUGGCAUCUGGGGGGGGUUGAUUUAAUGCUGUGAGUUUGCUUGGACUCAGGGGCCCCCCAGCUGCUCUACAGAAUAGGGAGUCACUGCCCUUGGGGGCGGGGCCACCCUUUUAUUUAUAUUUCCCUGUUUAGUGGCUUUUUAUAUGAUUUCUUGCCCCCCCCCCCCCCCCCCGCUACCUCUGCGUUACAGGGACGGUUCUGAUGGCGCCGGAGGGAGGUUCUGUCUCCAGUCCAACAAUAAAAGUGUUACCUCUUGCUAA
This is a messenger RNA of Xenopus tropicalis (tropical clawed frog), 1340 nucleotides long. It is a transcript of the gene spag7, whose product is annotated as sperm associated antigen 7. The transcript is spliced from 7 exons. Gene Ontology annotation, molecular function: nucleic acid binding. The coding region runs from base 47 to 733 and encodes 228 amino acids. The record is from RefSeq and is a predicted model, not a curated record. NCBI's taxonomy places the organism in Eukaryota, Metazoa, Chordata, Amphibia, Anura, Pipidae.